AUGUCGGAUCGGCGCAACUACAACUAUCCCUCCGACGUCGUACCCAAUCGUCCCGAAUGGAACACUGUCAAUGGCCAGCAACCCUCUCCCUACUCGUCCAGUCAUUAUUCAACGAUGGACCAGACGUACACGAUAGCGGCGCCACCACACCCUUCGGCACCACAAUCAACCCACCCGUACGGACUGGCCAGCGUUCCCAGGGCCGCCGCACCGUAUGCCGGAGGUGGUUAUGUCUCGGCAUCCCCGCCGUACAACAUGUCUGUGCCUCCUUCGGGGUACGGCCAAGGACCUGCAUAUCCUGCUUCUCAGCAGCAGAGUUCGCGGUACCCGACUGGACAAUCACCUCCCGACUCCCACAUGUAUUCUGGGCAGCAGCAUAACCCGCUAGUGGGUAGCCCGCCACACUCGCAAUCGCCAUACGCCCGAUCAAGUCCUGUCGCUGCCCCGGUGCAGUAUCCGGCAUCGCCAAGUCGGCCUUACUCUUGUGACAUGUGCGCACUGUCCUUCAACCGUCAGCACGAUCUGAAGCGUCAUCGCGAAACUCACUCCGGAGAGAAGCCAUUCUUGUGUAACGGCGGCUGCGGGAAGACAUUCACCAGGAAGGACGCGUUGAAACGGCAUCAGCUCGUCAAGCACUGUGGAUACGAGGAAACACCGUGA
Messenger RNA from Coniophora puteana RWD-64-598 SS2, 660 nucleotides. RefSeq lists its product as uncharacterized. The transcript has 2 exons. Gene Ontology annotation, molecular function: DNA-binding transcription factor activity, RNA polymerase II-specific; RNA polymerase II cis-regulatory region sequence-specific DNA binding. Lineage: Eukaryota; Fungi; Basidiomycota; Agaricomycetes; Boletales; Coniophoraceae. The record is from RefSeq and is a predicted model, not a curated record. Bases 1 to 660 code for a protein of 219 amino acids. Gene Ontology annotation, biological process: regulation of transcription by RNA polymerase II.